UUUUACUCAUCACUUGGUUUAACAUACUAAGAGAGUUAUAAGAAGCUGAGAAGAAAAAAUGGCUUCCAAGGCUUUGAUUCUGUUUGGUCUCUUUGCAAUUCUUCUCGUUGUCUCCGAAGUGUCUGCGGCAAGGCAGCCAGUGAGUGAGGAAACUGUGCACCCUGAUGGUCAUGGUGGUGGCUACAACAGUGGAGGUGGAGGAGGAUACAACAGAGGAGGAGGAGGAGGAGGAUACAAUAGAGGAGGAGGCGGAGGAGGAUACAACAGAGGAGGAGGAGGAGGAUACAACAGGGGAGGAGGAGGA
Messenger RNA from Camelina sativa (false flax), 304 nucleotides. RefSeq lists its product as uncharacterized. The record is from RefSeq and is a predicted model, not a curated record. NCBI's taxonomy places the organism in Eukaryota, Viridiplantae, Streptophyta, Magnoliopsida, Brassicales, Brassicaceae.